ACGGAGGAAGUGGGCGGCGUCCGCAAGUACCGAAGUCUGCUCCAUGGCGGUGGCGUGGGAAUGCGCGGCCGCAGGGCUGCGGCUGCUCGCGCUGCUGUCGCUGCUGUCUCUGGAGCUGGCGGCGGGCGCCCGGUGGAGCGGGGAGGGUACGAGCCCGCAGCUGCGGAGCAUCUUCCUGGGGCGCUGCGCCGAGUACAUCACGCUGCUGAGCCCGCAGUUGGGGGACAGGAACUGCACAGCCAUCUGGGAAGCCUUUAAAGUGGUGCUGGACAAAGAUCCCUGUUCUGUGCUCCCCUCGGACUAUGACCUUUUCAUUAACCUGUCUAGGCACUCCAUUCCCAGAGACAAGUCCCUGUUCUGGGAAAAUAACCAUCUCCUCGUUACCAGCUAUUCAGAGAAUGCGCGGCGCUUUAUGCCGCUGUGUGAUGUUCUGUAUGGUCGGCUUGGAGAUUUCUUAAGCUGGUGUCGCCAGGAAAAUGCCUCUGAAGACUGUGAAAAUAAUGCUGUGGAUUCCUACUGGAAAAGGGCAUCCAUGCAGUAUUCCAGAGAUAGUUCUGGGGUGAUCUAUGUCAUGUUGAAUGGUUCAGAGUCAAAAGGAGCCUAUCCUGUCAAAGGUUUUUUUGCAGAUUUUGAAAUUCCAUACCUGCAGAAGGAUAAAGUCACACAAAUUGAAAUCUGGGUCAUGCAUGAUAUUGAGGGACCUAAUGUGGAGUCCUGUGGUGAGGGCAGCGUGAAGAUCCUGGAGGAGAGAUUGAAGGCCAUGGGGUUCCAGUACCGCUGUGUUAAUGACCACCACCCAGUGAAGCUCUUGAUGUGUGUGGACCACAGCGCUCACCCCGACUGUGCCAUGAGUUCACGCUCUCUCUGUGUAAUUCAUGCUGGCCUCGGGCUCAUCACCAUCUUUCUGCCUCAGUAUCCUGAGCGCUGGGAUUGUGGGCAGUACCCCCAAGCCUGGCAAGUUAUCCUUACACUAAUCAUUUGAAAGCAGAACUAGUGAAUCUGGACUGUGAGAAACUGAACCAGAAGUGUAAUUAUAGAAAAUUUCCAGAAGGGGGAGCCCUAACACAAAUUGGAAGGCAAGGUUCUUUCUGCCGGCAAAGGGGCCAGCAAUGUUCAAAUAGGAAAUUUCUUAAGGCCACUCUUCUGGUGCCAUCAGAUUUAUUUUCCAUCCAACACUAGGUAGUUUCAGGAUUUCUAAAAUUCAUGUUUUAAUUGAUUUUACAGAAUUCAUAAUUUCUGUUUUCAAAAAUCCAGAGGUCAGCUGCUAUGAACAGGAUUGACUUUGGUAUGAACAGCAUUGACUUUUGACCAUCCAAGAAGUGGGCUAGGUGAAGGAAGCAAACUGCAGAUUCCCCGUGCUGAGAAAGAAAGGGAGAGAAAGAGAAAGAGAAAGAGAAAGAGAGAGAGAGAGAGAGAGAGAGAAAGAAAGAGAGACAGACAGACAGAGAGACAGAGACAGAGAGACAGAGAGACAGAGACAGACAGAGAGAGACAGAAAGACAGACACAGCAAGACAGAGAGACAGAGAUAGGGUGGCUGGCUGUGUCUGUCUGUCUGCUUCCUGGAAGAACAACCCAAAUUACCAGUGGUGAUUCUCUCUGGGAAGGAGGAAUGCAGAUCCUGAGAGACCUAGUUUUCCCUUUAUACCUGUCUGCCCUAGUUAACAUUUUCUGGAAGGUGCAUGUGUAUUGUGGAAAGCAGGGGUCUCAAGGCAAGCAGGACUGAUGUCUUUUGUUUCACUGUUAAUUUUCAGGUCAGCAGCACUGACUGGAGGGGGAGCCGCAUUUCAAGUUCCUGAACAGAGCACCACCCUGGUCCUGCUUCUGUCAGUGGCUGUGGCCUGGGGUUUUCCAGAGUGAGGAGAAGCUCCUCUCUGCUGUUUGAACAGCUGUGGCCACGCCUACCUGCCCUGGGUCUUCUUUCAUUCUGCAUCAGGUCCUGCCACUUGGUUCUCUUCUCUGAAGAUGUUUCUUCCUGAGGAAAUGUCGUUUUUCAGUGAGGUUCAUGCUCAGGACUCCAGAAACAAGAAACUAAUCCCAUCCCUUUUAGCAGGUUAAAUCUGCUGCCUUGAAAAUAAAGCAAUUUUUGAUUCCUUUAUUUUAACAA
Molecule: messenger RNA, 2106 nt
Organism: Cavia porcellus (domestic guinea pig)
Lineage: Eukaryota; Metazoa; Chordata; Mammalia; Rodentia; Caviidae
Product: ADP-ribosyl cyclase/cyclic ADP-ribose hydrolase 2-like
Exons: 9
Coding region: 44-982 (312 amino acids)
Biological process (GO): positive regulation of B cell proliferation
Cellular component (GO): plasma membrane
Molecular function (GO): phosphorus-oxygen lyase activity; NAD+ nucleosidase activity
Source: RefSeq, a predicted model, not a curated record